Cariama cristata (Red-legged seriema) is the source of this 2514-nucleotide messenger RNA. It is a transcript of the gene EIF2B5, whose product is annotated as eukaryotic translation initiation factor 2B, subunit 5 epsilon, 82kDa. Bases 7 to 1965 code for a protein of 652 amino acids. Gene Ontology annotation, molecular function: translation initiation factor activity; guanyl-nucleotide exchange factor activity; translation initiation factor binding. Gene Ontology annotation, cellular component: eukaryotic translation initiation factor 2B complex. The transcript is spliced from 15 exons. Lineage: Eukaryota; Metazoa; Chordata; Aves; Cariamiformes; Cariamidae. The record is from RefSeq and is a predicted model, not a curated record.
UUACCUAUGGCAAAUGUGGCCAUGAUUGACUAUACCUUGGAGUUCCUAACAGCAACAGGAGUGGAAGAAACCUUUGUUUUCUGCUGUUGGAAGUCAGCUGAGAUAAAAGAGCAUUUACAAAAAUCCAAGUGGUGCCGCCACACCUCUCCCAACACGGUGCGCUUUGUGACUUCUGACCUGUACCGCUCCCUUGGUGACGUGCUACGAGAUGUUGAUGCCAAAUCCCUUGUUCGUUCCGACUUCAUUCUCGUCACUGGCGAUGUGGUCUCCAAUUUUAAUAUAUCCAAAGCCCUUGAAGAGCACAAGUUGCGUCGUAAGAUGGAAAAGAAUAUUUCUGUGAUGACGAUGAUAUUCAAGGAGUCCUCGCCUGGUCACCAUGCCAGGUGCAAAGAGGAUGACAUUGUUAUUGCUAUGGACAGUGCCACAAACCGUGUCCUUCACUACCAGAGAACCCAGGGGCUGAAACGAUUCCGCUUUCCUAUGAGUUUGUUCCAGAACUCUAUUGAGAACGUUGAGGUGCGCCAUGACUUGCUGGAUUGUCAUAUCAGCAUCUGCUCUCCACAGGUGGCUGAGCUGUUCACAGACAAUUUUGACUACCAGACACGGGAUGACUUUGUCCGUGGUCUGUUGGUGAAUGAGGAGGUCUUGGGGAACCAGAUCCAUAUGCAUGUAACGACAGAAGAGUAUGGUGCCCAUAUAUGCAACCUGCUGAUGUAUGAAGCUGUGUGCUCUGACAUCAUCCGGCGCUGGGUUUAUCCUUUGACUCCAGAGAUGAACUUCACUGAUGACAAGAAUCAGAGUUACACCCAUUCUAAACACAACAUUUACCGAGGGGUGGAUGUUAGCCUCGGCCACGGCAGCGUGCUGGAAGAGAACGUACUGAUUGGGCAGGGAACGGUCAUUGGCAGCAACUGCUCCAUAACAAACAGCGUUAUUGGGCAGAACUGUAGGAUAGGUGAUAAAGUCAUUUUGGAUGGAGCUUUUCUCUGGGACAGAGUACACAUAGCAGAUAAUGUGGAGAUCCGCCAUUCUGUUAUCUGCGAUGAAGCUGAAGUGAAGGAGAAAGUAAAGCUAAAGCCCCGCUGUGUCCUCUCUUCUCAGGUAGUAGUAGGUCCUGGCAUCACUCUUUCUGAGGGCACAGUGAUCUCUCUGCACCCGCCAGAUGAGGAGGAAGAGGAUGAUGACCAGUUCAGUGAUGAUUCUGGCGUGAACAAGGAGGAAAGCAAAGUGAAACUGAAAGGGUACAAUAAAAAGGAUGUAGGCUCAGAGGGCAGAGGCUACCUCUGGAAAGCAGAUGACAAGAAUGAAGAGGAUGAAGAGCAGAGACAAAGCCUAUGGGGCCCAGCCAUGUAUUCAGAGGAAGAGAGCGAGUCAGACAGCGACCUGAGCAUGGGCUCUGAGGAGCCAGACAGUCGGGCAGCGUCCCCUCAGCUAGAUGACAUCAAAGUUUUCCAGAAUGAGGUUCUGGGUACAUUACAGAGGGGCGAAGAGGAAAACAUUUCUUGUGACAACCUGGUCCUGGAAAUCAACUCCCUCAAGUAUGCAUAUAACAUUGGCCUGAAGGAGAUGAUGCAGGUGCUCAGUAAAGUGAUCCUGGAGUUCCCACUGCAGCAGCUGGAUGCAAACCUGGACUCCCAGAACUAUUUCUCAGCGUUACUUCCUCUGUUGAAGAACUGGACCCCAUUGUUUAAGAACUACAUAAAACGGGCGUCAGACCACUUGAAUGCCUUAUUUGCCAUUGAGGAAUUCUUCCUGGAACAUGACAGUCUCUGCACAUCAAUAGCUAAAGUGUUGAUGACAUUUUACCAGCUGGAAAUUCUGGAAGAAGAUGUAAUUCUCAAUUGGUUCUCUUUGCGGGACACAUCUGACAAGGGAAAGCAGCUUCGUAAAAACCAGCGGCUCCAGAAGUUUAUCCAGUGGCUGGAGGAGGCAGAGGAAGAGUCCUCUGAUGGCGACCAAGACUGACACGGUGGCUCGGCAUGAGAAGAGGCACCUCUCGCUGCCUUUCAGGGCCAAGUGGGCAGGGCAAGAUCAAUGCCAGUGCAUGGUGUGUAGAUGUGGGGCCUGACAUCGAAGUGACUGACAAUCCCAUCAUUAAUUAAGUUGUGUGUUCCCAACUUUGCCACUUCCCUCCCUCCCUCACUUGCCUAGUGGCACCUUAUGUUGGAUGGUUGCAACCCAGUGUAAAAACCAUAAGGGAAAGCCAGGAGAUGGUGAUACCUAGAAUCCCUCUGGAGCCUGGAUACAAUGUACUAUAAGCUAUCUUUUGGGAGGUCCUUGUUACUAAUACAAAGGGAGCAAAUAGAUGCAAAUGCAUACGACACCCUUCUAAAUCUAACCGUUGGGGUUGUGCAAGAAUGGUCAUACGGCUAAGUUAUUUGGAGUCAUUGUUGCUUCUGGAGCGAAGAGAACUCCUGCUGAAGAGACACUGGCAAGGUUGGUGAGUAGGAGCACGUGGAUUAGGAUCUGCAGUGCAGGACUGGGAUUCUAGGAGUUCCUGUGCCUGGAGAAGAU